Molecule: messenger RNA, 2457 nt
Organism: Cryptococcus wingfieldii CBS 7118
Lineage: Eukaryota; Fungi; Basidiomycota; Tremellomycetes; Tremellales; Cryptococcaceae
Product: E3 ubiquitin-protein ligase NEDD4
Exons: 10
Coding region: 1-2457 (818 amino acids)
Biological process (GO): ubiquitin-dependent protein catabolic process
Molecular function (GO): ubiquitin protein ligase activity; protein binding
Source: RefSeq, a predicted model, not a curated record
AUGCACCACCUCUACUUCGCCUCUACCUCGCCCCACAUCCUCCUACCAACACUUCGGGACAUUCUCCGUCUCCCAGAUCCGUUCGCCAUCGUCUCGGUGGACUCUGAGCAGAUCCAUACUACCAGUGUAAUCAAGAGGACCCUGAACCCGUAUUGGAAUGAGAACUUUGAUAUCGAAGUGAAAGACUCUUCUAUCGUGGCUGUUCAGAUCUUUGACCAGCGCAAAUUCAAGAGAAAGGCGAACCAAGGAUUCCUCGGAGUCAUCAACAUUAAGGUUUCCGAUGUCAUCGACCUCGAGCUCGGCGGGCAGGAAAUGCUCACAAAAGAGCUCAAAAAGGGCUCUGACGGCCAAGCAGUCCAAGGCAAACUCAUCGUCUACCUCUCCACCCAAACAUCCGGCCCGGCCCAAUCAGCUGCCCCCGGCGCCGCCGCUGGAUCAAACAUUGCUACCCCUUCGGCCACUGCCAACGCUUCGUCUCUGAACGUCUCCAGCGCGGCUGCGGGUAUCUCUAGGCCCACUUCGACCGUUCCGGCUGCUGCGCCUGCCAGCCCGGCGAGGGAGGCCGAGGUGGCGGCUGCCGUCCCUCCUCCCGCUGCUAGCCCCGGAUCCGCCCCGCUCGUUGCGCCCACUACCACUGCGGCCAGUACUGGCCAGACCGGCACCAACACCACGGCAGGCCACGAGUUUGACUCGCACUCUGACCAAUACGGUCCUCUCCCCGGCGGCUGGGAACGCCGUAUCGACCACUUGGGCAGGCAGUACUAUGUCGACCACAACACGAGGACGACUACGUGGAACAGGCCGAGCAACGAUUCGGUUUCGAAUACUGCGACGCAGGCGACUACGACGGGCGAGGCGAGGGCCAGGCAUAAUCAGCGAACUUUGCCGGAUGAGAUGCUCGACGUACAGCAGAGCGGCGGGAACACUGGUACUGCUACUCCUUCUCACCCCCCACCAGGCGCAGAAGCUCCCAACAAUACGAGCAAUGCUACUACCGCGGGGCAAGGACCUUUGCCGAGCGGGUGGGAGCAGCGAUUCACCCCCGAGGGCCGACCUUACUUUGUCGACCACAACACCCGAACGACCACUUGGGUCGACCCGCGCCGACAGCAGCUCUUGCGCUUCAUCGCCCCCGGGCAGCAGGGCAACAACCUGUCUGCACAACCGCAGACUGUCAGCCAGCUCGGUCCCCUUCCGAGCGGGUGGGAGAUGAGGUUGACCAACACUGCCCGAGUGUACUUUGUCGACCACAAUACAAAGACUACGACGUGGGACGACCCCCGACUGCCGUCUUCGCUCGACCAGAAUGUGCCGCAGUACAAGCGAGACUUCCGACGAAAGCUCAUCUACUUCCGAUCGCAGCCUGCGCUGAGGAACAAUACGGGGCAGUGCCAUAUGAAGGUGUCGCGAGAAAACAUCUUUGAGGGGAGUUAUACGGAGAUUAUGAGGCAGACGCCGAGUGAUUUGAAGAAGAGGUUGAUGAUCAAGUUUGAGGGUGAAGAUGGUCUGGAUUACGGAGGUCUUUCAAGAGAAUUCUUCUUCCUGCUCUCUCACGAAAUGUUCAACCCCUUCUAUUGUCUCUUCGAAUACUCUGCCCACGACAACUACACCUUGCAAAUCAACCCCAACUCUGGCGUCAACCCCGAACACCUGAACUACUUUAAAUUCAUCGGCCGUGUCGUCGGUCUCGCCAUCUUCCACCGUCGUUUCCUCGAUGCCUACUUUAUCGUCUCAUUCUACAAGAUGAUCUUGGGCAAGAAGAUUGCGCUGCCAGAUUUGGAGAGUGUGGAUGCUGGCUUGUUUAGGGGGUUGACGUGGAUGUUGGAGAAUGAUAUUACAGGUGUCAUUGAGGAUACGUUUAGUAUUACGGAGGAGCACUUUGGUGAGGUUGUUACGGUUGACUUGAAGGAAGGUGGGAGGGAUGUGGAAGUGACGCAGGACAACAAGAAGGACUACGUCGACCUGGUAACCGAGUACCGUAUCUCUCGCCGAGUGUCUGAACAAUUCCAAGCGUUCAUGUCUGGCUUCAACGAGCUCAUCCCUCAGGAGCUCAUCAACGUCUUUGACGAGAGAGAGUUGGAGCUGUUGAUCGGUGGUAUGUCGGAGAUUGACGUGGACGACUGGCAGAAGCACACCGACUACCGAGGAUACAACCCCUCGGACGAAGUAGUCGAAUGGUUCUGGAAGUGCGUCCGCUCCUGGCCGCCCGAGCGUAAAUCCCGACUCCUCCAAUUCACCACCGGUACCUCUCGUAUCCCCGUCAACGGCUUCAAGGAUCUUCAAGGGUCUGAUGGCCCGAGGAGGUUUACGAUAGAAAAAGCUGGAGAAGUAACGCAGUUGCCAAAGAGUCAUACGUGUUUCAACAGGAUUGACUUGCCGGCGUACAAGAGUUAUGAUGCGUUGGAGCAGAAGCUGACUAUUGCGGUCGAGGAAACGCUUGGUUUCGGCCAAGAAUAA